This is a messenger RNA of Melanotaenia boesemani (Boeseman's rainbowfish), 3635 nucleotides long. RefSeq names its product troponin I, fast skeletal muscle-like. Gene Ontology annotation, cellular component: troponin complex. Lineage: Eukaryota; Metazoa; Chordata; Actinopteri; Atheriniformes; Melanotaeniidae. The transcript is spliced from 4 exons. Gene Ontology annotation, biological process: muscle contraction. The record is from RefSeq and is a predicted model, not a curated record. Bases 288 to 1103 code for a protein of 271 amino acids.
UAACAUAAGUUAUUUUCUUUUUAUUUUUGUUUUUCCCACAGUGUCUUAUUACAUGUAAACUUACUUGUUUCUCAGAAACAUUUAACGGUGAUGAUUUCUUUUUCAUUUAUUAUAUUUAAUGCUUACUGAUCAUUAACUGCCAUGUUUUAUUUUUUAUUAUCAGAGUCUAAAUCCAAAGAGAGGCCAAGAUGUCUGAGUAGGUAUAUAUUUAUUUUGUGUGAUGACAUGAAACCAGUCUCAGUCCUUUAUGUUAUGAUCACAUCUGUGUUAAUAAAAGAGGAAAGAAGAUGACAUCAAGCCGCAGGCAUCAUCUGAAGACUGCUGCAGGAUACUGUCUGAGCUGGUUGGCUCAUCCUGGUGUUUUUAAGACGGCUGAUGGCUGUGUGUGUGUGUGUGUGUGUGUGUGUGUGUGUGUGUGUGUGUGUGUGUGUGUGUGUGUGUGUGUGUGUGUGUGUGUGUGUGUGUGUGUGUGUGUGUGUGUUGUGGUCCUGCAGAGUCUGAUUCUGCAGAUUGCUGCCAGCUGGUUGGAGCAGGAAGUCAAUGACAGCGCAGCUGCAAAGGAGGCUUACCUGGUGGAGAAAUGUCCUGCACCUGGACUUGGUGGAGACCAGGCAGCUCUGAUGGAAAUCUGCAAAACGCUGCAUCAUGCUAUCGACCAGAUCGAUGAGGACAGAUAUGACACCGAAGCCAAAGCAGCGAAGACACAGAAAGAGAUUGACCAUCUGAAGCUGAAGGUGGUGGAGCUGGGUGGAGUGAAGAAGCCUGCCCUGAAGAAGGUUCGUAUGUCGGCUGACGCCAUGCUGAAAGUUCUGCUGGGCUCCAAACACACAGUCAACAUGGACCUGAGGGCCAACCUGAAGCAGGUGAAGAAGGAGGUGAAGGAGGAGCCAGCAGAGGCAGUGGGCGACUGGCGCAAGAACAUCGAGGACAAGGCUGACAGGAAGAAGAUGUUCGAGACCUCCUACAGAUUCCCUGAUCCAACUUUUUGUUUUCCCUCUCUGGCUUUCUGCCUCUCCUCUCUUACUUCCCACCUUUUCAUAGAAUUGGAAGAAAUUUGUGCAAUUAAAUGUUUUUUUUUGGAUUACAUAAACUCUGUAAUGUGAUGUUUCAGUUUUAAAAGAAAAGAUUUCACCUCAGAGGUGCCGGUUGAUGGAGAUCGUCUUUAAGGUCUGAACCGGGUCUGAGCUCAGACCUACUCCUGACAACAUGAGGAUUUUUAUAGGAUGAGCUUAAUGGUAUUUAUGGAAAAGCCUGCUAAAGUUCGGUGUACCUGUGGGCACAUCUGUUGGCUGAGUUGUGCUCAUAUUGAACCACCAGAUGUCAGCAGACAGCUCACAUUGCUUCCUUUUCCUUCCUAAUAUUUCCAACAAAUCCCUCUUCUCCUGCUUUGUGUUUGGUUAUGAUCACAAGCGCAACACAAGUUCAACAAACACAUGGUGAGUCACAGUUUUCUUCUUUUCUAUUUCAGGAUCACUCGUUUACUCCUCUGUGUGUUAGAAGCACAUUUCCAGCAUGUUUCAGCUUCUUAACCAAGUGAAACCCUUUUAAGUCAUUUCCUGAGAUAACUGGUAUAUUUAUUCAUUCAUUCAUCAAAUUUAAAAUAAAUCUUCAAGACGUUUGAGUGGACGAUGGCAUAUUAACUGAAACGUAUUUUGUUAAAAUGAAUUUCCAAAAACUGACUCAGUUUUCUCAUGUUUUAAAGAAAAGUGAGGCUGAAAAUCUGAUGAAGCUAAAAGAAGUUUUAUUUUUUGUUUGUUUGUUAACUCUCCACGAAUCAUCUUCCUAACAUCAGGUUUCUACGUCGGGUCCCUUUUAAAAGUUUGGCUGUGCAUCUUUAGGCACAGACAACGUUACUGAAGUUGUGUUUGGUUUAUUGAAGCUGUUUUUUAGAGACCUGGAUGAGUUUUUCUUCUCAUACCUGAUGCUUAUUGUCAUGUUUGAGGAUGAACAGGUGUUUAUUUCUUUUAUUUGUGUUUGCCUUGUUUCAUCUGAAGCUGAACUUGGAUGGGAACAACUCCCAGCUCUUGGUUUUAGGAAACUGAAGCGCUGAUCAUUGAUCACAUUGGCCACACUGCCUGACUGUUGUGUAACAAUUGCUUCAGCCCCUCACUUGUCUUGGGGGAGGGAACCUGAUAGCGUCUGUCCAGCUUCCAGCAGAAGGAGAUGAUUUCUUGCUCCCGAAAAAUUUACGAGGUUCCUCAAAGAGUUGUGGAGGUAUUUCUGGAGCCUGUUGGCCCAUUGGUCUGAAGUGGCUCUGCUACCAUAAAGAGGGCUGACUUUACUGCUGAGACAGCACUUAACACCCUAUAUACCAUGUUUUAUCUUUACUGUUUGGGACUUGGCAGUAUCUCCCCCCUUCUUGUGCACCUCGUCCUCGUCCUCGUCACGGUCAGUAGGUGAGUCUCUCGCUCCGCUCAGUCUGCCAGGGACGAUACUCCCACUCAGGUCUGCUCUGCAGGUGGUUUUUCUGAAAAGAUGUUUUUUGGUGAGGAGGACUGUUUUUAGAGAUGCUGCUGAGAGUGAUCUCUGACCUCUGGGGGUUCAUGCAGCAGCUGAGAUUUCCUGGAUUUCUUCAAGGACACUGUAGGACGACUGCUGGAUGUGUUUAAGAUGGGACUGAAAGUGUUUUCUGCUGGUUUACGUUGGCUCUGCAGAGCUUUUACUGAAAAUCUGUUCAUUAUUGUUAUUAUUUCUAUUGUUAUCUAACCCAUCAUAAGAUGUUGUAUAUGUAGCUCGCGUGCAUGAGAUUUCAGGAAAAAAAGUUAACACUGAAGACAGUAAAACAUUAUUAGCUUCAACCUCUGAAAUCAGGUCUGCUACAAAAAAUGUGUCCAUAUUCAUAUUAUGUGUCGUUUCCAAACACACACACGCACACACACGCAGAUCUGAAUGGUCCUUGGUAGGGGAGUUUAUAAAUGGUUCUGACUUGUUAUGCUGACUUGUUGCACAUCGUCUGGAUUCUGAUUCUUUAGAGGAAUCUGGAUUUUCUCUAAAUCAGUGCCACAUAACACUAUUCUCUCUUCAGACUUCCAAUAUAAAGCAUUGCAUAACAUUUACUGGACAGUAUUUUCAGAUAAGUUUCAAUAAGAGCAUCCUUAUUCAUUCCUUUUCGGGCUGCGGGUAAAUUCAACCGGUUUUGGAUUCAUGUGUGUGACCAGAGCUUAUUUUAUCCAUUUUUUAGUGGCUGGUUCUUCAUUAAACCUGCUGGUGGGCUCAGCUGCCAUCCUGCUGGCCUGCAGGUGGUUGGAGUUGGUGUUAACUGCUCCAACUGCCUGCUCGGCGCCACAGUUGGUUCUUUGCUGGUGGCAUUUUGUGCUGAGCUGCUUGGCUCGCUGGAACAAGUUCAAUUCCAGGCAGAAAGUCUUCAGAGUGACAACUGCUGAGUGCCAGGACCCUGGCAGCUGACCCCGCCUGUCCAAAAUUAGCUGGUUUGUGAUCACUAGCAGCCAGUUUUUUAUUAUGGUGAAGCGUGUUAUGUUUCCUGCGGGAGGUCAGAGGGCGUCUAAUCGAUAAUAGAGAGACACCAACAUGUAUCCAGUCCAGCUGUGGUCCGAGUCACUGCGCUGCUCGUCACUAACUCGCUGUUUUCUCUGUCUCAACAGGGUGUGAGGAUCAAAAACAGUCAAAAUGUCUGA